Motacilla alba alba is the source of this 2563-nucleotide messenger RNA. RefSeq names its product zinc binding alcohol dehydrogenase domain containing 2 (gene PTGR3). The record is from RefSeq and is a predicted model, not a curated record. Bases 475 to 1701 code for a protein of 408 amino acids. The transcript has 2 exons. Gene Ontology annotation, cellular component: mitochondrion. Gene Ontology annotation, molecular function: zinc ion binding; oxidoreductase activity. NCBI's taxonomy places the organism in Eukaryota, Metazoa, Chordata, Aves, Passeriformes, Motacillidae.
AGGCGUUUCUCUCUGUCCGUCUGUCUACCCCCCCUUCCCCCUCCCUUGUUUUUAAACCCCUUAGUCAGAGACAGGGUGCAAACUAAAAGCCACCACCACCACCAUCUCCUUUAGGAGAUACUCCGGCCUGCCGCACACCUGCCUCGCUGGCAAGGCAGAUCGGGCAGGCAGGGGCUGGCGGGACGGACGGCCGCGGGAGCGGGCCGGUCUCGCCUCUCGGUAGUGCCCGCGGCGGCAGAAGACGAGCGGCUGCUGCAGGGGGACCAUCUUGCCGCUGCUCCUCCGGCGGCGUCUCCGUGCGGCGGAGGGGCCGGCUGGGAGGGGAGGGAGAACCUGCUGCUCGGGGGCUCUGUUUACGUACACACAUAGCUGCGAGAGGGGAGUUUCUCCUGCCGGCGCGUCCUGCGAGCUGCCUGGAGAAUCCCGAGUCGGAGCUCUGCCGAGCGGGGCGGGAGAGGAGAGCCGAGGCAGGGCAUGAGUUUUAGCGCGAAAAGCGGCGCUUCGCUGAGCUCCCGGGCAGCGCGGUGGUGGUGGCGGCAGCAGCCGUCCUGCGCCGCGGCAGCUCCUGCCUGGUCCUUCGGUGGCAGCUGGUCGCGGCCCAUCCUGGACAUGUCCUACUCCCGUCAGUUUCUGGAUUUCCAGGGCUCGUCCAUCCCCAGCUCCAUGAAGAAGCUGGUGGUGACUAAGCUGAGCCAAAACUUCAGGGAAGCGGUCACCCUGCAGCAGGACUCGCCCGUGCCACUCCCGGGAGACGGAGACCUCCUGGUCAGGAACAGAUUUGUCGGCAUCAAUGCAUCUGAUAUAAACUACUCAGCUGGUCGAUAUGACGCCUCGGUUAAACCCCCCUUUGAUAUAGGCUUUGAAGGUGUCGGUGAAGUGGUAGCGUUAGGGCUCAGUGCUAGUGCAGAUUACACGGUGGGGCAAGCUGUGGCCUACGUGAAAGCAGGUUCCUUUGCUGAAUACACAGUUGUGCCGGCCAGACAAGCAGUCCCUCUACCCUCAGUGAAACCCGAGUUUCUCACUCUAAUGGUAAGUGGCGCGACUGCAUACCUCAGUUUGAAAGAGCUGGGAGACCUGUCUGAAGGCAAGAAGGUUCUGGUGACAGCAGCAGCUGGAGGAACAGGCCAGUUCGCUGUGCAGCUUGCAAAGAAGGCAAAAUGCCAUGUAAUUGGAACCUGCUCCAGUGAUGAAAAGGGUGGCUUUCUGAAAUCCAUUGGCUGUGACCGUGCCAUCAACUAUAAAACUGAAAAUGUCGAAUCUGUGCUUAGGAAGGACUACCCCGAAGGUGUGGAUGUGGUGUAUGAAUCUGUUGGAGGAAAGAUGUUUGACUUGGCUCUCAAUGCCUUGGCUAUCAAAGGGCGCCUGAUAGUUAUUGGGUUUAUCGCUGGCUACCAAAACCCCACUGGCCUCCAGCCCAUUAAAGCAGAGUUAUUGCCAGCAAAACUAUUGAAGAAGUCUGCUAGCGUCCGGGGUUUCUUCUUAAACCAUUACCUUUCUGACUACAAAAUGGCUCUGCAGCAUUUGCUCAAGAUGUAUGAAAGAGGAGACCUGGUUUGUGAGGUGGACUUUGGAGACAUGUCUCCUGAGGGCAAGUUCACUGGCUUGGAAUCUGUGUUCCGUGCUGUAGAUUACAUGUACAUGGGAAAAAACAUUGGAAAAAUUGUAGUUGAAUUACCUCACUCUGUCAACAGUAAGCUGUAAAAACAGAACAAUGAUAUAAAUCAGAAGAGAGAAAAUGGGCACUUUAUGCCUCAGAUUUACUAGAAACAAUUUCUUUUUUUAUGCUUAGUAAUGGAUAUUAUAUUAAAAAACAGCAUUAAAGUGUUAAUAAAAAAGGGGUGGGUUUUUUGGGGGGUUUUUUGUUUGUUUGUUUUUAUUUUCUUAAAAGUGUUUAAAUCAGUGGCUGUAGCAGGCACAUAAUGGGCCUGUGUUUGAUAUUGUCACUUAGGUUAGCAUGAGACAAGAACAUUGUUCUUGACAGAAUAAGUCUUGAUGCAGAGGCAGAUUUAGUCUGUCAGCCUGAUUUGAUAAGACUUCAUCUGUAGUUCAGCUCAGGAAAAAAAAAUCUUUCAGCAAUUUUGAUUCCCUGAUUUAAAAAUAAAAUUGUUAGAACAAGAAUAAGUAAAGAGUUGUAUCUUUGGGUUGUUCUAUUAAUCUUUUGAAGUUUCUGGGAAAAAAAUGCUCUUGAUUUUCUGUCACAAACAUGAUAAUCAUAAUUCAGUUGCAUCAUGGAUCAUAGUAAUAUUCCUUGACUGGUUACACAGGGAAAUUUAUCCUCCAAUUCUGACAUGUCAGUAAUAUUAAGCAACUUGACUUUUUUUUUUUUAAUCCUGUCUUUAGUAACUAUAAACAACUGCACAAUUUUCUUUUAAAUCUUUAGCUACAAGUUGCAAUAUAGUCUCAUUUUGUUGCCUUUUCAUUUUCCAGUGUUACUGUUUAUUGUCCAGUCUCCCCUUUAGUCAGUAUUUAAAGAUUGUUGGAAUGGGAUUUUGAGCCGUGUUCAUGUGUGUUCACGCCCUGUAUAUUUUUUGAAGAUUAAAUAAAGUUUUAAAAGCUAUUUAAA